UAUCGAUAGUGAAAAAAAAACCAAAACCAUCGAUAGAUUGCCUCUACUAAUUUACUCGUAUCGUAUCAUCACUACCUGCGCGAAAACAUGGAUCUAGAGGCCGAGUUAGGCAAUCCAUUUAAUUCGAAGAAUCCCCACGAUUUAGGGGAUCCAAAUGACAAAUCUCUGCGCAAAGUAGAAGUGGAAGUUCUCAUACCAAGGAUUAUGCGAGACCGUGCAAAACAAAUCCACUGCAGUAAAGAAGUUCAGGAAUUUGAAGCGUGUUGCAAAGCUAAUAGUCUGAUAAUGGUUUUCACAUGUCGCAAUGAAAAUUCUGCGCUGAAAUCUUGUCUAUCGAAAUGGUACAACAAUUAUGAAUUUAAGGAUGAGUGCAAGCAAAUUUAUUUGGAAGAACGUUCAGAGUAUCGUCGCACUGGAGUCCCAAAAAAACGUCGUAUACAAAAGAUGUAAAUUAUUAAAUGUACAUAUGACCUGUUCGAGGCUCGUAAUAAAAGCGGCAAUACCCUAGCACUGGUGAAAAUUUGCAACUUCCCAACUGAUAAGAUGUGGCUAGAAAUUCGCUCCGAACGUGAUACCUUAAUAAUUCA
Messenger RNA from Rhagoletis pomonella (apple maggot), 587 nucleotides. RefSeq names its product COX assembly mitochondrial protein homolog. Gene Ontology annotation, cellular component: mitochondrion. NCBI's taxonomy places the organism in Eukaryota, Metazoa, Arthropoda, Insecta, Diptera, Tephritidae. The record is from RefSeq and is a predicted model, not a curated record.